This is a messenger RNA of Anguilla anguilla (European eel), 7355 nucleotides long. Its product is annotated as protein Shroom4-like. Gene Ontology annotation, biological process: actin filament organization. The transcript is spliced from 9 exons. The record is from RefSeq and is a predicted model, not a curated record. Lineage: Eukaryota; Metazoa; Chordata; Actinopteri; Anguilliformes; Anguillidae. Gene Ontology annotation, cellular component: apical junction complex; adherens junction; apical plasma membrane. The coding region runs from base 736 to 5100 and encodes 1454 amino acids. Gene Ontology annotation, molecular function: actin filament binding.
UCUAGCGAUCUGAUCGGAAUCCAGGGCUGGUUGAGUCAGACAGUCGCGACCAUUUUCUGCGGACACUGCAGCGGUUCAAUUCCCCUUUGUUCCAGAAGGACAGAGAUUGGCUGUCUCUAAGCGCCUGGCACUUUAGAACAGAGGAGUGUGGGAAAAAAAUCAUUUAGUAUUCUUUUUCAGAAUCAGUAUUUUUAGCCUUCUGUGAUGUAUUGUGGAGUCUACAACAGAAGCCCUAUGGAGUUACUGGCCUGUGUAAUGACUUGCAUAUUGAACUCAAUAUAGUGAAGCGGUUGGCUUCCACUACAGACUGUCAGGCUUGUCUGGACUCAAAGCACUGGCCACUUUUUCCUAACUCCUCUGUGGGUCCAGUAAAGACUGGACGUUACUGCCGAUUCAUGGAAUAAGGACGGACCAGGUCACGGGAAAACGAUUUGGAGCGCGCGUCAUCUUGCCCUAUUUUGUCUGCACAUCCUCCUCUUGUUUGUUCGCUAUGUGAUUGUAUGAGGACAUCAUCGGGGCACAGUGAGUACUCGACUGCGGUGCUGUAGCGUCUUGACCGUCGUGCUGCGAACGCGUCCUUUUAUAUACCAUAGCUGCUCAGCAGGGUGUAGAGAGAAGAAAAGAGCAACAUUGACUCUGGAAAGGCGGAGUGUACCUGUGAUCCGGCCUCACUCGUGGCAUCUGGCUAAGCUGUCGGAGCCGUCCAGCACUGCCGCCCCAGACGCUCCUCCUGCCAUGCAGCUCCACCCGGUGCCCUUCAGCGUACCGUGGCACUCCGGGGGCGACAACAGUGACCUGUCCAUGCAGUGGAGCCAGCUGUCCCGACACUGCAGCACCGACCGCAGCAGCUCCCUGGGCAGCAUGGAGAGCCUGGACCCGCCCAGCCAGGGCUACUACGAGAGCCAGCUGUCGCCCGUCGACCCGGCCAUCUUCAACAACAAGAGGGACUCGGCCUACAGCUCCUUCUCGGCCAGCUCCAACACCUCGGACUACACGGUGGCCAGCUCCAUGGACAACCUGCUGCACGGCCUGAGCCGCUGCGCCCAGCCCGCCGCCGAGCCGGGGGACUUCGCCGAGGAGCCCGCCGCCAAGUCGCACUCCCUCUCGCGGCUCCCCGAGGCGCGGGCCCGGCCGUCGUCCUUCGCCUGCGCGGAGGAGCGGGCCGGCGGCGGGCCCCCGCAGCCCCCCGCGCGCAGGGACAGCUUCAGGGCCACGCGCGGCCGCCCGGGAGCCGCCGACAAGCGCUGCGCCUCCGCCCCCGUGGACAUCCUGAGCCUGGCGGGCUGCCGGGGGGAGGGGCCGGGCGAGAGGGCGUGUCCCUGCGAGCGGCGGGGGGACGCGGCCUGCAGGGGGAGCAGGCUGGACCAGUACUACAUGCUGAGCUCUGAGCUGGAGCCCUGUCGCGACUGCAGCCGCGCGAGAGGGCGGGGGGAGGAGGAGGAGGGGAGGGUCACGUCCGCCCGUGUCGCGGCCCCGGAGAGCCGCUCCCCCGCCUCCAGCCCCUCUCCUCCCCAAAACUCGCCGGGCCGGAGGAGCGCCGAGCACGCCCCCCGCCAGCCCCCGCCUCCCGAAAGCAAGCCCGCGGCGGGCGGCCACAGGCACAGCGCUCCCGAGAAGCUGCUCUCGGAGGAGCUGCGCCUGCUGGGGCUGCCUAACGGCCGAGCGGAGAGCGGCCCGUGGCCCAAAUCUCCCCCCCGCCCCGCGGAGGCGCCGGGCAGCCCCGGGGCGGGCGAGGCCGCGCAGGGGAGGUGGGGCGGGAGCAGGUGCUCCACCCCCGGCUCGGUGGCUAUCUCAGAGGCGGAGGAGCGCGCGGCGGAGACGGAGGACGGCCCCGGGCCCACCUCCGCCCAGUCCCCCGUCCCUCGCUCCUGGGGCCGCUCGGUCAGCGUGCCCGGGGACGCCCCGGCGGGUCACCCCCCGCCCGGCUGCGCCCCCGACCCCGCGGCCCCGGCGUUCGGCGGGCUCAGCGCGGCGGCCAGCGCGGACACGCUGCUGGAGGAGGGGCGGGAGGAGCCCCGCCCCAAACCCGGCUCCUCCCGCCAGCAGCGCUCCUCCAAGGCGCGGAGGCGCAGCGAGCGCUUCGCCACCAACCUCCGCAACGAAAUCCAGCGCAAGAAGGCCCAGCUGCAGAGGAGCGCGGGCGGCCCCGAGACCGUGCAGGAGGAGGAGGCGGCCGAGCCCGCCCCCGAAACCCAGAUCCGCCUCGCCCCUCAGCCCUCCCAGCCCUCCCAGCCCUCCCAAACCCGCAGUUACAGACCCCUGUCCCCAAACCCUGCCCCCGGCCCUCUCAACAGGCUGGUCUCCAACUCCACGCCCCAGCUGCACCCGGAGAAGAACCUGUAUGAUGCGCUGGACCCCUCGUGGGGCCUUCAGUGCCCGGGUUGGAGCAGGGGCCCGUCCGCGGACGAGCCGGGCCCCGCGGGCAAAGCGGGGCGCUGGCGCUGGACUCCGCAUCACAAGCUGCAGCCGGAGGCGGAGCUGGAGAAGAGGGGCGCGAGGGCGGGGGUCGUGGGGGGCGCGGCGACGCUGGGGCACCCGGUCCGGCCCGCCGCGUCCGCCCCGCGCUCCUCCCGCCUGGACGAGUGCGACAUACUCCCUUUCGCCGACCGCCGGAAGUUCUUCGAGGAGACCAGCAGGAGCAUGUCCGUGUCCAACCUCCCAGGCCUGACGAGCCGACGCCAGAGGCCGGAGGGGUACGGGAGACGACCCGGCCCCGCCCACACGGAAACGCCCGCCCCGGAGCCGGGGCGCAGGCGGUACUCCUGCCAGGGCUUCGCUCGGCAGGCAGUCGCCCCCCGCGGCCCGGCGGAGCCCAGGAGGACGAGCGUGAGCAGCGGCGUUCAGGCUGGGGGGGCCGUGGACCCGGCGCGCAGGCCUGCCGACCCCGAGCCCCAGCGGCGCCCCCCCGCCGACGGAGACGACGGGCCCCCCUCCCGCGGCCGCGCCCAGUGUUCCUACCAGCGCCGCGACGGCCACGCCCCCCGCUCUGCUUUUCACCCCGUCGCUCCUGCCACUGUCUCCGCCUCCCAGGAGAGCCCGCGUUCACGCCUGGGACACGAGCAGAGGAGCCGCACCCCUACCGACGCAUAUCCUGUGAGGGAGCGGGAACAAACAAAACUCAACAGGAAGUUCAGUCUGACUGAGAGGGACUACACGUGGUGCAGAAGAGACCUCCAGGCAGCAGAGGGCGCUGUGCAGCAGGGAUGCCGGUCGGGUGACUCGAGGGGGUCUGAGAGGCUGUCUGCGUGCAGCGCGGAGGAGCCUCAGGCGGCGCGGUACCCCCAGCGCGGACGGGCGCUGUCGGAGAGCGACAUCCGGCUGGACUCCCAGCGGCUGUGCACGCGCUCCGCGGCGUUCGCGGCGCCCGCCCUGAGCGAGCUGGAGGAGAGCGCCGGCGCGCCCCGGAAAAAGGCCCCGCCCCGCCCACCGCCCCCCAACUGGGAGCAGUUCCACCGCAGGAGGGCGUCGCACCACAACCUCCUGUCCGCCUCGUACCAGAACCUCCUCUCCGCCGCUCCCUCCCCGCCCAGAGACAGCCCCGCCCCCCAGCACCCCAGCCCCCCCUGGCCCGAGGGCUCGUCACGCCACCUCUGUGCCCCCGAGCUGACCCGCCCGCGCUCUCACAGCCUGCCCCCGAGGGAGGAGCCUGAGAGCCGGGAAGCACGCAGCCCCGCCUUCGUGCGCCGGGCCUUCAGACCCGUGGCUCCGCCCCUAAACGAGUGCGAGCUGCCACUCCAACGCCCUGCUCCGCCCACACUCCCAUCUGAGCCCUACACUAUACCUGCUGACCCAGAGGCUGCCGCCGCGCCCGACAGACCAGCCGUGUCGAAGCCCGCCCCCCCGGCCAAACGCGCCGCGGCCGAGUGGGAGACGCAGAAACCCGCGAGCGGCAGCCGGCGCGGCUCGGCGGCCCCCGCGGCAGACGGCGGCUCCCACAAGGGGGUGCUCCCGCCGCAGUCUUACUUCUCCGUCAGCUACGAGCAGCAGCAGCAGCAGGAGCAGCAGGAGCUGUACCGCAUGCGCGGCGCGGAACCAGAGCAGCGGACCCCCGGCGUGGCCACCAACGGGCCGUUCGAGACGGACAUCGACGAGUUCCGGGACGAGGCGGCGGAGGAGCCCGUGGCGACGGAGACGCAGUGCUUCGCCCGGCCGGUGACGGUCCUGGAGACGGACAUAGACACCCUCCCCGAGGCGGAGGCCCCGCCCGCGGCCUUGACCAGGACCCCCCGCGGCUCCCUGGUGGAGGCUCUCUUGGUGGAGGACUCUGGGUCCAGGACCCGGGCUGACCUGAUGGAGGAGCUCUUUCCCCACAGCGCAGAGGGAGAGGCCAGCGGGGAGACGUGGAGGGGCGGCCACAGCGCCUUAGAGCUCAGUGUCAACACUCUGGAGCGGCGCUCCAGACAGGGGUCCUCUAGAACACAAGGCCAAGGGUCCUACUGUACCAGCGCUGCUACUAAGGCUGAACUGCUGAACAAGAUGAAGGAGCUUCCAAGGAUGAACGUCAGAGACGAUGACGAGGAGCUCUGCUACAAGCGCCAGCUGAUGGAGAGCCUGCGGAAGAAGCUGGGCGUGCUGCGGGAGGCCCAGCGGGGGCUGCAGGACGACAUGCGGGCCAACGCCCAGCUGGGCGAGGAGGUGGAGGCCCUGGUGCUGGCCGUCUGCAAGCCCAACGAGGUGGACAAGUUCCGCAUGUUCAUCGGGGACCUGGACAAGGUGGUGAGCCUGCUGCUGUCCCUGUCGGGCAGGCUGCUGCGCGUGGAGAGCGCCCUGGAGUGCCUGGGCAACGACUCCGCCCACCACGAGCGGCUCCCCCUGCUGGAGAAGAAGAAGCUGCUGCAGGGCCAGCUGGGUGAGGCUCAGGAGCUGAAGGAGCACGUGGACCGGCGGGAGCAGGCCGUGUGCAGGGUGCUGGGCCGCUGCCUGACGCCCGAGCAGCUGCGCGACUACAGCCACUACGUCAAGAUGAAGGCCGCCCUGCUGGUGGAGCAGCGCCAGCUGGAGGACAAGAUCCGCCUGGGCGAGGAGCAGCUGCGGGCCCUGAGGGAGAGCCUGGGGCUGGGCAUGGGGGUGCCCGUGGGCCUGGGCUACGGCCACUACUGACCGCCGCAGGGCCUGGGGAAGGGGCUGGGAAGGGGCCCCGCCAAGGGGAACCCGCACCAGCCAACUUCCUCUCAGUCGGGGACAGUUUGGUCAGGAUGUGUGAGAAGGGAGCUCAUUACAAAGUGAUAAUGACGCAGGCGCCAGUGUUAGAGCGUAUGUAACUGCCAGGGAACUGCCCUUCUCUGCCAAAAGCAAACUGUGGGUGUUGCCUCGUGUCUCUGUGGUCCUCUGUUGGUAACACUAAGGUGAAGUAAUCCUUGCCUCUCUUUGUGGAUUUUGGUCCCUUAUUGGUUGUAUGAAGUUUGCAGCAUUGGACCUCAGAGUGGUGUAUUUGUUACUAGCCAAUGGUAACCUCAAAAAUUGCACACUACAUCCUACGGCCAAAGUAUUUUAUUGUGUGUAGACUGAAGAAGUGUCCCUCUUGGCACUGCUAUUUAUUUAUUUAUUUAUCUGUGAGGAGAGGUGUAGUUGUGUUCUCACAACUGAUUGAUAAUCCUCCUGCAUUCCUUUAAGCUGGAGACAGAACCGUGUCCCCAUCUACAAAAGAAAGGCCUAUUUUAACCCACACUGCAUUCUGGGACUUCUUAAAGCAUCAACCAUCUCACUGCCAUCUUCCAGAGUGUGCCAAGCCCAUCCUAAGGAUCAGAGGAACUUGGAGACUUGCCAGAGGUUAUCAGGCAAAGCCCUCCACUGCCAAACCCAACUCCAGUCUGCAGAGUUUCUAUGGCCUGUGCUUGCCUUUUGAGUCAUUUGGGUUUUUUUUUUAUAGCUGAAACGAAUGCAAAAACUUACGCGUGGAAAGGGACCAAAGUAACAGUGGUGUGAAGCUAAGGACAGAGCGUACUGCAGUUGGAUUGAAUAGAGGCUGCAAAAGCGAACGUAGGUGCCCUUAACAACGGGAUGAAGGUUUUGAAACUGGAAUCGGUGCUCUCAGCACGCAGGAUGUGGCCAAGACAAACUCAGGCCCCCACCUGCGUCCAUGCUGCUGCGCCAAGCUCAUCCCACAGCCCUAAUAUCCAUACGCUGCAGUGUUUACUGGGAGCAGGGAGGGAAACAGCAUGUUUAUAGUACUGUUUGGGAAAGGAUACCUUAGAGCCAGCAGCGAUUUGGCCCAAGGAAAGUGAAACAGUCCAGUAUAAAGAACGUAGUUUGAAACCAAAAUCCGAUUUUUAUGGUGCUGGUCAAUGCUCAGGAUGCCAUGUCCAUCCUGACAGCGUAGAAAUGUGGAAUCUGUGAAGCAGUCUGCUGUCUUGCCAAAAAGUGCCUGCCUACAAUAUACAGCAUGGUUUCCAGUCCAAUGCUACAUAAAUAAAUCUGCCAUCCAUAUGCCCUGUGUCAUAUUUAUCCUCUUACUCUGGGAUGGCAUUGCUCUUAAAGUCGCCAAAGAUUUAUUUUUUAAUAAACCCAAAAACAGAAGUUGUCGUUGUCCCUUUGCCUGAAGGAAUGCUAUUUUGUGGACCCUGACUUGCCUAAUAGUUUUCACUGGCCUUGCUGUCGGCCUAUUGUCAGACCUUGAGAAGAAGUGCAUUUUGGAGGUGAGGAGUAGUGAGCUUCAUGCUAACGUCGUGUUAAAAAACCGUGUCACCGUCAUUUUCGGCAAACACUAUUGAGAAUUUUUGUGCUGCCACAUGUUUAAUUCGGCAGCCUGCACAUACACUGUUUCCCAUCGGUCUUUAGCUCUCCAUACUUCCUGUUCUAGGCGUUAGUGAGAGCGGCUUUCCCUGUGGCGGUACAACCUUCCGUUCCACUGUGCUGCAUAUUCCCGAAAAGCCGCUAGUUCUCGUUAACCAACUGGAGAGAAACUGGACAUGCCUCAGACGUAGAAAAGAAGAAAAGGAAAAAGCUGCUUUGGAUUUUUAAUUUUUUAUUUUUUGGAUAUUUACUGCCUUUAGAGUUUUGCAUUUUUGCAGCAGAGGGGAUGUUCUGGUAUAUAUUGUUGUCCUUUGGAUCGUUCAGUUUCUUAAUGUACUGUGUUUUCUUAUGCCAGGAUAGAAUGGAAGUGUUUAAAUGUUUUAUUGGAAUUAUGCAAUGAAGUACAUAUCUGUACGUGUAGAUGUGUACUGUGUGUAUAUGCCUGUUUUUAAUGUUAUGCUCAGUUCCACAUUCCAUAAACACUAUCCAACUGGAAAGCAAUUGUCAGUGAAGAGAAUGGGACUGUGCUUUUAUUAUAUUUUUAAUGCAUUUGUUGAUUCAUUGCAAAACAACUUUUGUAUGUUUGAAAAGUACCAUUAAUAAUAAUACUAUUUUAAUCUAAA